Lactuca saligna is the source of this 1445-nucleotide messenger RNA. NCBI's taxonomy places the organism in Eukaryota, Viridiplantae, Streptophyta, Magnoliopsida, Asterales, Asteraceae. The record is from the annotation of a GenBank genome assembly.
AAACAGGACUCCAAACAGCGAAGACUCUCAAGAGUAGAGAGAGAAAGUUAUAGACAGAGAAAGUUCGAGAUCACCGAGAGGAAGAGAGAGAGAAAGAAACGGCAUUAAUGGAGGAAGGUCACAUGCCGCGAAAACACAGCGACGAUAGUGUGAAGCUGUUCGUCGGCCAAGUUCCGAAGCAUAUGACGGAGGCACAACUUAUAGCAAUGUUCAAAGAGCUUGCUCUUGUGGACGAAGUCAACAUCAUCAAAGACAAGGCCACGCGAGCUUCUCGAGGUUGUUGCUUUGUUAUAUGUCCGUCUAGGGAGGAAGCAGACAAGGCCGUGGAUGGGUUUCAUAAUAAGAAAACCCUGCCUGGGGCAUCUAGUCCACUGCAAGUGAAAUAUGCUGAUGGCGAAUUGGAACGGCUAGAACACAAGCUUUUCAUCGGUAUGCUUCCUAAGAAUGUCUCCGAAGGUGAAGUUUCAGAAUUAUUUUCACAAUAUGGAACCCUGAAAGACUUGCAGAUUCUUAGAGGUUCUCAACAAACAAGCAAAGGCUGUGCUUUUGUGAAGUAUGAGACAAAAGAACAAGCUGUUGCUGCUAUAGAGGGCCUCAAUGGAAAACACAAGAUGGAGGGUUCAACUGUCCCUUUGGUUGUUAAAUGGGCAGACACUGAAAAGGAAAGACAAGCUAGAAAAGCUCAGAAAGCUCAGUCUUUAGCAAAUAUUGACCCAACACAGCAUCCGUCUUUAUUUGGAGCACUUCCAAUGGGUUAUAUGUCACCAUACAAUGGUUAUGGGUACCAGGCUACUGGAACUUAUGGGCUCAUGCAACCACCUUUCGCUAAUCUAUCUCCAAAUCAAGCAAAUGCAUUUCGUGGAGGCUCUCCAAGAAACUAUGUGGGAGUGGGUCCCCCAACUGGUGGUUACAUGGGCUCUGCCUAUCAAGCUAUGCCUCCUAGGCUUCAGUAUCCUGUGGCCUACCCCGGGGGAUUGAGGCCUUUCAGUGGGCCUUCCAGUCCUCUACCACCAGAAGUUUCCAAGAAUCAUGCUGCAACUUCUUCAACUGUUGCUGCUGACCAUGUUGAAGGUCCACCUGGCGCUAAUCUAUUUAUUUAUCACAUCCCUCAAGAAUUUGGGGAUGAAGAGCUUGCAAAUGCGUUUCAAUCAUUUGGAAGAGUUUUGAGUUCCAAAGUUUUUGUUGACAAGUCAACGGGUGUCAGCAAGUGCUUUGGUUUUGUGAGUUAUGAGUCCCCGAAUGCUGCACAAUCUGCAAUUAAUACAAUGAAUGGAUACCAGUUAGGUGCUUCUCCAGAAAUGAAGAAUCUACUUUCUUCCGUUAUGCUUCUGCAUGAAAACUCCAAACAGGUGAAGCACAAUUUUAAGUGUUACAUGAUUCUGAGUGAAUCCAAGGUGUAUCUUCAGGUCCUUUCUCAAAGCAUUCUAUCACAAAGUCAAUCAUGA